CAAUGGGUCUCCGACGGGUCGCGCGACAAACACGGACAUCGGCAGCACGUUGCAGCUUGCACCACACCGUCCACACGGCCAAUGACACACACAGUCUCCUUCGGUCGACGGUCGUUGUUAUCACUUAGUUACUCCACGCGAUUAGUCGUCAGCUGUCGGUCGUGUGCGUCUUUACGGGUACCGUCCGUUAGAGUACAUACAGUUUUAGUACUAAUUGUUAAUAAUUAACUGUUCGUUUCGUCGUGUGUGGUGAUUUUUCGUUUUCUCAAUACACAUUACUGCCGAAUUUCAAGAUGUAAUUACUUGAUCAAUAUAAUAAUAGCUACAAAUUUUACGUCUCGUUUGAACAUUAUAAACUUUUUCGAUAACAUCUAUGAGUUUUAAAGAUUUUUUUAAAACUGUGUAGUACCACAAGAAUGACUUCUGUAGUGAACAUGAGACAACUAUUGUUAUUAUUAUCGAGUAGAUCAUUCUUUCAAUUUCACUAAUAUAUCACAAACAUGACAAUACCUGUUAUCAAAUAAAACACAGUCAAUAAGAUAGGGGUCACUCAACAACCAUGAAGAACUUUGAAAGAAAUUCUUACAGCCCUAAUAGGAAGAAACCGCUUGAAAAAAGGUCAUGUACGGAUUGUUUGUGCUUCCUUAGUUUUGUAGGAUUCAUGGCCUGUUGGAUUUUUGUAGCUUAUUAUGCUUAUCAAAAUGUAGAUAAAGAAGUCUUAACUUCACCUACAGAUUCAGCCGGGCAAGUAUGCGGUUAUAGCAAAAAUUUAACUAACAAACCCUACUUGUUCUUCUUUGACAUCACAGAAUGUACUUCACCUAUGAUUCUUAUUCAUGGUUGUCAAACUCCUCAGGUAUGCUUGGAAACAUGUCCGGAAAAAGACUGGACCGUCAAAAACAUAUUAGACAACAAAUCCGGUCGCUACAAUUGGCCAGAAAUACAAAAAGAUUUGAUUUGUGUUUCACCUGAUCUCAACAAAUUAGUUAAUUCCAUGGAUACUCUGAAAAAUUUUACGUCCUCAAAUCUCUGUGCCAAAUAUUAUCUUAAAAGUUUACCUAUACCUGCACUUGGUUAUUGCAUUCCUACGCUAUCCAACUUGGACGAUAGCUUACAGUAUUUUACUAAUUACAGCAAUAUAGUAUUAAGUAAUGUUAUAGAUGGUAAAAACAUGGUGGAACUACUGAAAGAUUCCAAAGAAGGCAUUAAACUGAUGGUGGACGAUAUAAUUAACAGCUAUAGAUAUAUUCUUGCCGGGCUUUUAGUGGCGAUUCUAAUUAGCCUUUCUUACAUCCUGUUGAUGAGAUUAUUUAGCUGGGUAUUAGUCUGGUUGUCUCUCAUUUCCAUCAUUUGUGUAUUGGGUUUCGGAACUUAUGGAUCAUAUUUGAAGUACUCUACAAUCGAAGACACUGCAUUAGAAGAAGAUAUAGUAGUGAUAGACCCUUCAAACGUUGCAGGAAAACAAAACCUAAUCAAUUAUAUUGAUGCAAAGUUGAACAAAAAGUCUACGUGGCUUAUGUUCACGAUUGUUUCAGCAUUAGCACUAAUUAUUUUGUUUUUAGUAAUUGUAUUCUUACGCAAAAGAAUAAGACUGUCCAUUGCACUUAUUGUCGAAGGGAGUAGGGCUAUAUUAGAGAUAAAGACUUCACUGAUAUUCCCAUUGGUCCAAUGGAUACUGUAUGGUGGAGUUAUCAUUUGGUUUUUAAUUAUUGCAAUAUUUCUAGCGUCAAUGAAAUUAUAUGUUUUUAAAAUAAAAGGAUUAGAGAAUGACGGUGACUGUAUCUGCAUUGACGAUUAUUACAAGGACGGCGACUGGUGUACUGAAUCUGAAUGGGAAAGAUAUUGUAUGUACAACCGUACCAAGACUAUGUGUAAAGUAGCGAAAUGCGCUUUUGAUCAUGUAGUAUCACAAGACUUUAUUACUGGUUUACAAGCAUUUAACAUUUUUGGCAUGUUUUGGCUGUUGAGUUUCGUGUCAGCUUACAGUCAAAUGGUUUUAGCUAUUACAUUUGCUUCGUGGUAUUGGACGUUCCGUAAAAAGGAUGUACCAUUCUUUGCUCUGACUAUAUCCGUUUAUAAGACUAUAAGAUACCAUUUGGGCACCAUAGCAUUCGGCUCAUUGAUUAUAGCUACGUGCAACUUUAUCCGCGCUAUUCUAGAAUACGUGGAAGUCAAAUUGAAAAAAUAUGAUAACUCCUUCACCAGGGCUAUAUUUACUUGUAUGCGAUGCUUUUUCUGGAUGCUCAAUAAAUUUCUAAGGUUUAUUAAUCGAAAUGCAUAUAUCAUGUGCGCCAUGCACGGUCAAAACUUUUAUAAUUCGGCUAAACGGGCGUUUGAUUUAUUACUGAGGAAUGCAUUGCGAGUGGUCGUAUUGGACAAAGUUACCGACUUCAUAUUUUUUAUUGGUAAAGUAAUAAUUACAGGUGCUUCAAUAGCUACCUUUUACUUUACUUUUUAUGAAACAAUAGAACCACUUAAGCAAUUUGAGGUGUUUGACAAACAAUUUAUUCUCAACUAUAAAUGGUUACCCAUGAUUGUUGUAGCGUGUGGCUCGUGGAUCAUAUCAGCUACAUUUUUCCAUGUUUAUUCUAUUGCUGUGGAUACACUGUUUUUAUGUUUUUUGGAAGAUUCUGAACGCAAUGAUGGAUCAGCAGACCGUCCUUACUUUAUGUCACAUCAAUUAAUGAAUCUAUUGGGUACAAGAAAUGUUCAGUCUUAUCCUAUGCAUUAGAAUAUUACAAUACUAAGACAAUUUAAGACGUUAUUUGUGUUUAUAUAGAUUUACUCAAAUUGCCCUGUUAAACAAAAUUAAUAUUUACUAAUAAUACAUCAUAAUCAAUUUUUGUAUACCACUUUAUUUGUGAUAAGAAAAUGAGCUUUUAAAUGCUUCAGGUAUUCUCUCAAGGUUAUUUUUGUAUUAAAUAUUAAGUUUAUUUAUAUAAGUUUUUCUAAAAAGAUUAUUUUUGUGAAGUUCAAUGUACAUAUAAACGAUAUUAAAUAUAUUUUAUAUAAAAUUAA
Messenger RNA from Daktulosphaira vitifoliae (grape phylloxera), 3018 nucleotides. It is a transcript of the gene Ctl2, whose product is annotated as choline transporter-like 2. NCBI's taxonomy places the organism in Eukaryota, Metazoa, Arthropoda, Insecta, Hemiptera, Phylloxeridae. Gene Ontology annotation, molecular function: transmembrane transporter activity. The transcript is spliced from 14 exons. Gene Ontology annotation, cellular component: membrane. Bases 560 to 2731 code for a protein of 723 amino acids. Gene Ontology annotation, biological process: transmembrane transport. The record is from RefSeq and is a predicted model, not a curated record.